CCGUCAUUAUCCCAUCCGAAUGAGAUCAUUUUAAUUUUACAGACAGGGGACUUCAGUAAAGUACCCCAUGCAGCGGCUGCACGGGGGGUUGGUGCUUUACUGGUAAUCAUUAAUGACCCUCCCUCGCAUUCAAUGCACAGUGGGGAUUAAAAAUAGCCUUCUCUGCUGGGAAAACGGAAUGUGCAGCGCACAGUCGCAGUUGCCAUAGGUUUAAAGGAGGAGCUGGAUGCAAGUCUUUGGCUUUCUUGCCUGUGUCCGCUUAAAGCAUCGGCGCGCUGGCUUGAUUCGUGUAGUCACCGAAAUAUCGCCUCACGCUGCAACCUCUUUGAUUUCUUCAAUACCGAGAAUAUAAAAUGCAUUCACUAAUAACGCGGAUACCUCUAAAAACGGUUCUUUAUCUUCUCAUCUUAUCGCAAGCAGUAAUUGCGACCAGUAAGUUGUUUGGGGACACCAAUCAAGUCCAAAUGAUAUCUGAGGGUUCUGACUGUCGCUGUAAAUGUAUCAUGAGGCCACUGACAAAGGAUGCCUGCAGUCGCAUACGGAGUGGGAGCCUGCGCUUCGAGGACUUCUACACAGUCGAAACCGUCAGCUCUGGGACAGACUGCAAGUGUUCCUGUGUGGCUCCUCCAUCGUCUCUCAACCCCUGCGAGAACGAGUGGAGGAUGGAAAAGCUCAAGAAACAGGCUCCGGAAUUUUUUAAGUUGCAGUCACUCGUUGACCUGCUGGAAGGCACCCUGUACAGCAUCGAUAUGAUGAAAGUGCACUCGUACAUACGGAAAGUGACAACACAGAUGAACAACCUUGAAGAGACCAUCAAAUCAAACCUGACCAGGGAGAAUGACUUCAUGAAAGAGAGCGUGAAAAACCUUUCUGAUCAGAUGAGACGCUACGAAAACUACUCUGAGAUUAUGCUCAGUGUAAAGAAGGAAAUUUCAAAGCUAGGUCUCCAGCUACUGCAGAAGGAUGCAGGUGUGGAAGAUAAGCAACAGGACACAACUGGGCCAAAGGCUGUGAAGUAUUCAAAUAAAGUAGAGAACAAGAAAAAGCCGCCAGCCCGAAAAUCUCUUCCCAAGGUACCAAAAGACAAAGUGAUUAAACCAAAGAAGGCAGCUGCAAAAACCAAACCAGCCACCUUACCCAAAAUACCACAGCCCACCACCAAGGCCAAGCCUGGCGUCCAGCAGCCAGGUAUCGUAAAAAGUGUUACCUACUACAUAGCCGGAAGGCGCGAAGACACAGGAAAUGACGGUAAGAAUAGUUCAUCUAAAGGGACAUCUCGUUCCAAGGAUCAGGAGUUACGAGCGGGAGAGAAAUCUCAGGGUUCUCGCGAAUCUGAGGGAGUUGCCAAGCAUGCGGAGAGUUCAACUACAGCUCCUUCCCCCGUCACCAGCCCAACCACCACAGCUGGGCUUGGCACAAACGCCACAGAGACCCCUCACACAACCAGGCCAAACAAAGUCAGCGAAGGUGAAUGUUAUGGGACGUUGUCAAUGAUCGAACCUCCUGUCAAACAGCAAAGCUAUGGCCGUAGUGAGGGCUCCUGGAUGAAAGACCCUUCGGCAAAAGACAACCGAAUCUACGUGACCAACUAUUACUAUGGAAACAAUCUGGUAGAAUUUAGAAACCUUGCAAACUUUAAACAAGGACGAUGGAGCAACCUGUACAAGCUUCCUUAUAAUUGGAUUGGAACAGGUCACGUUGUCUACAAUGGGUCAUUCUAUUAUAACCGGGCUUUUACCCGAAAUAUAAUCAAGUAUAAUAUUAGGCAGCGUUACGUGGCAGCCUGGACUCUUCUUCAUGACGUGGUUUACGAAGACUCUACACCGUGGAAGUGGCGAGGACAUUCGGACAUUGAUUUUGCUGUUGAUGAGGGUGGCCUCUGGGUCAUUUACCCUGCUUCAUAUUAUGAGUUCUCCCAGCAAGAAAUCAUAGUCAUCAGCAAAUUAGAUCCGAUUGACCUCUCAAUGAAGAAAGAGACAACUUGGAAAACAGGCCUCAAACGUAAUUCCUAUGGCAACUGCUUCAUCAUCUGUGGUGUUCUGUAUGCAGUUGAUACCUACAAUGAAAAAGAAGGGCAAGUAUCUUACGCAUAUGAUACUCACACAGACACUGAAAUAAGUCCGAAGUUACCCUUCAUCAACGAAUACACUUAUACCACCCAGAUUGACUACAAUCCCAAAGAGAAGGUUCUGUACGCAUGGGAUAAUGGUAAUCAGAUGAUCUACAAUAUCAUUUUUGCAUUCUGACUUUAUACAGAAACAUGGCCCAUCACACAGCACUUUUAAUUUGUCUUGUUUGAAUCAUUUAUAAAGAAUGAGAAUUUGCACUUGGGCUGGUAGAGAGGAUUAAAUGGAAGGCAACCCUUGUAUUAAAUGAUCUUGAGUAAACAUUAAGUUUAUAAAUAUGAUGAUUUACGACUGAUUGUUCUACAUGAGUACAAUGUACGACACUUAAAUAUUACCAUUUACUUCAGAACAGCGCCAUCCAAUAUUUAGAACCAAAUGGCAGAUUUACAAAGUUCCUCCCUUGUUCCAGGAUGUAGAAACAUAGAAAACCUACAGCACAAUACAGGCCCUUCAGCCCACAAAUCUGUGCCGAACAUGUCCUUACCUUAGAAAUUACCUAGGGUUACCCAUAGCCCUCUAUUUUUCUAAGCUCCAUCUACUAUCCAGGAGUCUCUUAAAAGACCCUAUCGUAUCCGCCUCCACCACUGUUGCCGGCAGCCCAUUCCACGCACUCACCACUCUCUGCGUAAAAAAAAACAACUUAACCCUGACAUCUCCUCUGUACCUACUUCCAAGCACCUUAAAACUGUGCGUUCUCGUGCUAGCCAUUCCAGCCCUAGGAAAAAGCCUCUGACUAUCCACACGAUCUAUGCCCCUCAUCAUUUUAUACACCUCCAUCAGGUCACCUCUCAUCCUCCGUCGCUCUAAGGUGAAAAGGCCGAGUUCACUCAACCUAUUCUAAUAAGGCAUGUUCCCCAAUCCAGGCAACAUCCUUGUAAAUCUUCUGCGCACCCUUUCUAUGGUUUCCACAUCCUUCCUGUAGUGAGGCGACCAGAAUUGAGCACAGUACUCCAAGUGGGGUCUGACCAGGGUCCUAUAUAGCUGCAACAUUACGUCUCGGCUCCUAAACUCCGUCCCACGAUUGAUGAAGGCCAAUGGACCAUAGGCCUUCUCAACCACAGAGUCAACCUGCACAGCAGCUUUGAGUGUCCUUCAUCAGUAAAAGAAGUCAUCAUGAUCAGCUUAGUGCAGCAGACUAAUGCCACCUCCUCAGAUACGUCAAACUGGAAGUCUGCGUCUUUGAAACACCCCCAACAAAGUAUGUUCCAAAAUUGCCUUAAUAAAAUCCACUGAAAAGAUCAACCAUUUUAAUUAUAUCUAUAGUGAGUUGAGUCAAGGCAUUUUUGAUUGAUCGCACAAUAACACACACAAAAUGUUGGAAGAGCUCAGCAGGUCAAGCAGCA
Messenger RNA from Mobula hypostoma (lesser devil ray), 3469 nucleotides. Its product is annotated as olfactomedin-like protein 2A. Gene Ontology annotation, biological process: signal transduction. The transcript is spliced from 8 exons. The coding region runs from base 354 to 2246 and encodes 630 amino acids. Lineage: Eukaryota; Metazoa; Chordata; Chondrichthyes; Myliobatiformes; Myliobatidae. The record is from RefSeq and is a predicted model, not a curated record.